CUUGGUUUCCCUUCAUUUCCCGCGCAUAGCGUCUUUCUAUACCAGUCCCGGAUCAGGCUGCGGUCGGGAAACUACAUCUUGCCCAAAAUUUAGCUAGUCAGGCAGCUCCCUCCCCCUAUGGCCUCCUUUGCAGCUUCAGUAGUCCGAAAUUCGGUAUUCCGGACACCUUCUUCCGCUUUCCGACGUGUAUCCUCUCGAACCCUCACCACUCGUGCAACGUCCUAUACACUCAAUACCGGUGCAAAGAUCCCGGCGCUGGGAUUCGGGACAUUCCAGGACCCUGAUUCUCAAGAAGAGACCGUCAGCCGAGCGUUGAAAAAGGGCAUGCGCCUUAUCGACACAGCUCGGGUAUAUGAUGUUGAAGAGCAGGUUGGACGAGGAAUCAAAAAGAGCGGCAUUCCUCGUGAGGACAUCUUUCUCGGCACCAAGUUGUGGUGCAGCGACUAUCAUCCUGAGGAUGUCGAGCGCGCCGUGGACGACUCCCUGCGUGAUUUGGAUACCCCAUACGUUGACCUUCUACUAAUGCACUACCCCUGUACCUUUAAGCGAGGACCUGAUCGAUUCCCUCGGGAUGCCGAGGGGAGAAUAGUCCACGGCGAGACAACAUUUGUCGACACGUGGAAAGCAAUGGAAAAAGUAACCCGGACGGGCAAGGUGAAGGCAAUUGGCGUUUCGAAUUUCAGCAUGGGUGAAAUCAAGACGUUGCUUGACGAGGCUUCUACAGUCCCAGCCGUUCAUCAGAUGGAGGUCCAUCCCUAUCUACAACAGAAGGAAUUCAACCAAUGGCUGCAGAAUUUGGGGAUUCACGUCGUCCAGUUCAGCCCACUCGGUAAUAUGAAUGACUUCUACCGACAGACUGGGUGGUCUAAGGAGAUUUCACACAUGAUGCGGGUGAUCGAUCAGCCCGUCUUGAAGGAGAUUGGGGAGAAAUACAACAAGAGCCCGGUUCAGGUUGUACUUGCGUGGGGUAUCAAUAGUGGUCGUUCUGUUAUCCCUAAGAGCGUUGUCGACUGGCAGAUUGAGCAGAACUUAGAGGCCGAUUUUGAGCUGCAGACCGAAAAUAUGGCCAGGAUUGCGACCUUGGAUGCUAAGGCUCGAUUCAAUGAUCCUAGCUUGGACUACGAAUGGCGUUUGUACAGUGAUCUGGAAGGUAUUGAUGGCACGAUGAGAGGGAAGACUCAUUAG
Aspergillus steynii IBT 23096 is the source of this 1185-nucleotide messenger RNA. Its product is annotated as aldo/keto reductase. The coding region runs from base 118 to 1185 and encodes 355 amino acids. The record is from RefSeq and is a predicted model, not a curated record. NCBI's taxonomy places the organism in Eukaryota, Fungi, Ascomycota, Eurotiomycetes, Eurotiales, Aspergillaceae. Gene Ontology annotation, molecular function: aldose reductase (NADPH) activity. Gene Ontology annotation, cellular component: cytosol. The transcript has 2 exons.